AUAAUUUUCACAUUUAGUCGUUAAUAUUUUUGAAAAAGUUUCGGAUUAUCAUUUUAAUAAUGCAGAAACUGUUUGCUAUACUUUGCGUCAGUGUGUCUUUGGAGCUGGUUUAUUCAGUUGUUUCCAGACAAAAGCCCGUAGAAAAACCAGCUGAAUUUGCAAGCGAAGAAGGAUGCUAUAAUCCGGACCUAAAUAUGGUGUUGCCAUACAACGUGACUUACUCGUCUCCUGACCAGACUAUGUGCAAGGGAUAUUUGUGCGAAAUUUCUGGAUUCACUCAAAUAUUUACUUGCGGAGUCGUCGUGGGUCCAGAAGGCUGUGAAGUUAUCCCAGGGGAUGUAUCAAAACCCUAUCCAGAUUGCUGCAGCACCAUAUCGUGCGAUCCAUCUUCAGAUGGCACUGUGCUGGCCGUGGCCUGAACUGUUGAAACAUGAUUUAAAUAAACAUUUUAAUUUUUAA
Molecule: messenger RNA, 459 nt
Organism: Ostrinia nubilalis (European corn borer)
Lineage: Eukaryota; Metazoa; Arthropoda; Insecta; Lepidoptera; Crambidae
Exons: 3
Coding region: 60-419 (119 amino acids)
Source: RefSeq, a predicted model, not a curated record